Molecule: messenger RNA, 966 nt
Organism: Brassica oleracea var. oleracea
Lineage: Eukaryota; Viridiplantae; Streptophyta; Magnoliopsida; Brassicales; Brassicaceae
Product: glutathione S-transferase T3-like
Exons: 2
Coding region: 1-966 (321 amino acids)
Source: RefSeq, a predicted model, not a curated record
AUGGAUUUCAAUCCAUAUAUGAAUUUAAAUUUUCUUGAUCUUCUUCAAAGUCAACAAGAUACUAGCAUCAAUUUAGAAUCCUCCCAUGUUCCUUUAUUUGGGUCCCAAGAAACUGAAGCUUCAAAUUUCAAACCAGACAGUCAUGCGGAGAGUAGAGGACGCCGCACGUGGACUCCAACAGAUGAAAAUGUCCUCAUUAGCGCCUGGUUAAACACCAGUAAAGACCAUGUCGUAGGGAAUGAGCAACGGUCGGUUGCUUUCUGUAAAAGGAUAGCAACCUACUACUCGGCUAGUCCCAAGAUCGCUGAGUGUGACAGAAGAGAGUCAUCACAGUGUAAGCAAAGGUGGCACAAGAUCAACGACUUGGUGGGCAAGUUUUGUGGAGCUUUUGAAGCAGCAACUCGUGAGAAAAUCAGUGGGCAAAACAAGAAUGAUGUUCUCAAACAUGCCCACGAAAUCUUCUUCAACAACUACAAAAAGAAGUUCACAAUAGAACAUGCUUGGAAAGAGCUUAGACAUGACCAGAAGUGGUCUGAUCUUUCUUCGGCUUGCUCUCAAGGAAAUUCCAAAAGGCAGAAGUUAGAUAACGGUUUGCACUCAGCCUGCUCUCUAGCUGAUGAUGGAACGACUCAACCCCCUAGUGUUAAGGCUGCAAAAGCUCGUGGGAAGAAACAAGUAGGCGAUGGGAAAGAACUUGAUGAGUUUCAGAAAAUGUGGAGAAUCAAGCAAGAGGAUUUGGUUAUUAAGGAAAAGCUGUCGAAGAUGAAGCUUCUGGACAGAAUCAUGGCAAAACAAGAACCUCUAGAUGCUGAUGAAGAAGCUCUGAAGAAGAAGAUGCUUGCGGGACAGAGUUUUGGCUUUGGAGUCUUGCCUUCGACUGAAGAGAGUCACGGAGUCGACACAGAGAUGUCUGGUAGUGUCAAGUGGAGUAAAUUGUAUGUGUCUUUAUGUGUAUGUGUCUAUUAG